CGAAAGCCGUUUUGCUGCUGCGAUCUAUUAAAAAACUUUUAAUUGUGGAUAAAUUUACUUUUUAUUUUUUUGUUUUGUUUUUCAUUUGUUUUUCACAAUUUACUUCACUUUUUUCUAAAUCUAAACAUUUUUCUUAAGGUUAAAUUUCGAUAUUUUUCUUGGUUAAGCGUUUAAGGAUAUUUUAUCAAACAAUUUUUUCAAUUUUGGCUAUUUAAAAAAUGUAUAUUAAAGAGAUAAACAUUACCGGAUUUAAAAGCUACAAGGACAUUACAACAAUUCGCGAUUUAUCGCCCAAACACAAUGUGGUUAUUGGACGAAAUGGGAGUGGGAAAAGCAACUUUUUUGCGGCAAUUCAAUUUGUUUUGAGUAGUGAAUUUACGUCAAUUACACAACAUAAUAGACAUGCAUUUUUACAUGAAAGUGUUGGGGCAAAGUCUGCUACUGCAAAGGUAGAAAUAGUUUUUGACAAUAUGGACCAUCGCAUUCCCACAGAAAAUGAGGAAGUUCGAAUUGUACGUGCACUUACAAUGAAAAAUGACACAUAUUAUAUUGAUGGGAAAAGUGUAACGAAAACUGAGAUUGUUAAUAUGAUGGAAUCUGCUGGUUUUUCCCGUUCAAAUCCUUAUUAUAUUGUUAAACAGGGAAAGAUAACAGAAUUGGCAACAGCUUCGGAUGCUUAUCGCCUUAAAUUAAUCAAAGAGGUUGCUGGAACUCGUGUCUUUGAUGAGAAAAAAGAAGAAAGUACAAAAAUAUUGACCGAAACACAAGGAAAGAUUGAAAAAAGCGUUACUCUAUUAGGCUAUAUAAAUGAACGUCUUAAAAAAUUGGAAGAAGAAAAAGAGGAUUUGAAGGAAUAUCAAAAAUGGGAUAAAAUGAAGAGGUCUAUCGAAUAUACAAUUUUUGAUAAAGAAAUAACUGAAGCUAAAACAAAAUUGGAAAAAUUAACUGAUCAGCGAACAAAAAUAAAUACGGAACAAAAUAAGUAUGAAACUAGUCUGAUAGAAAUCAAAAUGAAAAUUCAAAAUACAGAAAAACAAAUUCGUGAAUUGGAUACUCAUUAUAAAGGAAAAAGAGAAGAGAAGGAGACCUUAGUUAAUGAACAAGCAGAAUUGAUAGAAAAAAGAACACAAUUGGAACUUUCUGUUAAGGAUUUACAAGCUGAAGUUGAAAGUGAACGGAGGGGGAAGAACGCUGCUGAAAAUGAAAAGAUAGGCAUAGAACAAGUCAUUGCUGAACGCCAAGCACAACUUAAUGAACUUCAACCAAGAUAUCAACGAUUGUCGGAAGAGGAAAGCUCCAAAGAUUCUGAUAUCCGUAUACUUGAUCAACGUUGUAAAGAACUUUAUGCAAAACAAGGACAUUUAGAUAAAUUUAGAACAGUUGCAGAACGAGACAAGCAUUUAAAUGCUGAAAUUCAGUGGAUAGAUAGACAAUCAGAUGAGAUGAAAAAUCAAAUUGAAGAAAUUAAAAAGUCAAUUCGGGCAGAUGAGAAUGAAAAGGAAACUCUGGCUCAACGACUUCGGGAAGAAAAACUUCAACUCGAAGAUUUAUCUAUCAAAAUGAAUAAAUUAAGUCAAGAAAUCAAACAAAAAAAAGAACAACUUAACAAAGCUAUAACUCAUCGAAUGGAUGAUUCUCAUUCAGAGAAAGAAAAGCGUGAAAAGUUGACAACGCUUCAAUACGAAGUUAAUAGAAUGGAAGAAGAUUUUAGGCGGUUGACUCCAAAAGCUACUAUGAAUGGAAUAACAAGUAUAAAGACAAUUCUCGAAGAAUACAGAGAUAAGAGAAUCUUUCCUGAAGUUGUCAAUGGUUAUUAUGGUCGUUUGAUUGAUCUUUUUACUUGUGCCCCAGAAUUUAAUAAAGCAAUUGAAGUAACAGCUGAAUCUCGUCUCUUUUACCAUGUUGUCGAGAAUGACGAUGUUGCAAUGAAAUUACUUGAAGCUGUUAAUGAACGUUCUCUGCCUGGAGAAUUUAAUUUUUAUCCUUUAAAGCGAAUUUUGGAUACUCAACCUCGAGAAAUUGUUGAUCAGGAAGCUCGUCCACUCAUUGAAUGUAUGCGAUUUGAUCAAAAAUUCAAUCAAGUCUUCAAAAUGGUAUUUAAAGAUCAUGUUCUUGUGCCUAGAUUAGAUGUUGGUACACGUGUUGCGCGUAAUGAGGCUUUUAAUUGUGAUCAAAUAAGCCAUCGUGGUCCAAUGACGGGAGGUUAUAUGGAUGUUAAACGUUCAAAAUUGGAUUUGAUUCGAAAAUUAAAAGAAGCAGAAAAUGACAAAAAUGAUUUGGAGAAAGAAAUUGACCGCUUAACAGAAAGAAUUUCUCAAAAUCUUAAUGGUGUAGAUCAAAUACGGUUGGAAAUUUCAAAGUGUGAAACUCAAAUUCAAACACUCAAUAAUGCUUAUCACAAUUGCUUGGCUAAAAAACAAAUAACUUCUGAAUUACUUAAUAAAUUAUCGAACAAUGCUGAACCUAAAAAAGCACAAAUUACCAAACUCAACAAUCGACUUAAAGAGCUUACUGCCCAAAAAGUAUCAGUCAAUAACCAACUUAAAGCUCCUUUGGAGGCUGGAUUAACUGAAGCUGAGAGGGAUAAAAUUAAUAAAAUGGAGGAUGACAUUAAAAAGGGUAAAGAUGCUCUUGAAAAAAUUUCCAAAGAUCGUGCUGAUUUGGAAAAUCGAAUACAAACAAUUAAUAACGAAUUACAACACAAAUUAUUUAAAAAACGAGAGCAAUUGAAUGCUGUAAUUGAAUCAUUUGAUGCUGGUGAAAAAUUAAAUCGUUUGGAUGCACAACAAUCAGAAAUUAGACUUAUUAAUGUAAGAGUGAACAAGUUAUUGGAAUUUGUUGGAGGAUUAGAUAAGAAUAUUGAGGAAUAUAGCAUAAAGAAAGCAGCAUUGACUGGUGCAUUAGAAGAAUUACAAGAUGAGCAAAAGAAAGCGGAAAAGUUAUUGGAAGACUUUGCUAAAAAUGCUGAAAUUUUUUGUACAAAAAUAGCCAAUCUUCAAUCUAAAAGGGAAGAAUAUUCUAGAAAGAUAAAAGAAAUUGGUCCAUUACCAGCAGAUGCCCAUGGAACUUAUGAUAAACUACCAUUAAAACAGUUGGAUAAAAGAUUAACUGAAGCAAUGAAUCAUUUAAAAAAAUAUGAAAAUGUUAAUAAAAAGGCUUGUGAACAAUUUAUUCAGGCAGCCUCACAAAAAGAUGAUUUGGCUAAAAGAGUGAAUGAAUUACAGAAAAAUGAACAGGCAAUAAAAGACUUGUUAACAGUAUUGGAAAAUCGACGUUAUGAAACUCUUCAUUUAACAUUUAAGCAAGUUGCAAAAUAUUUUUCUGAAGUGUUUCGUAAACUUAUACCUAAUGGAUCUGCUAAUUUGGUAAUGCAAACAUUGGAGAAAAGUUUAAGUACUCGUUCUACAACAACAUUAUCUCAUAGUACAACGUUGCAAAGUGGUGCUGAAACUGAAACUACAAUUGGUGAACAACCAUCUAUGCCUGAGCGAGUUUUGCAUGAUUUGGAAACUUUUGUUGGGACGAGUAUUAAGGUAUAUAUAAAGGGAAAUGGGAGUAUUUCUGAUACUUUUUUGUCAUCGGAUCAACGAGACAUUAAUAAAGAAGUAGAGGUUUCAUUUACUGGUGGUACAGAAACUAGAGACAUUACUUCACUUUCUGGAGGUCAAAAAACUUUGGUUGCUUUAGCCUUAAUUUUUGCUAUUCAAAAAUGUGAUCCAGCACCUUUUUAUUUGUUUGAUGAAAUUGAUGCAGCUUUGGAUCAAGAACAUAGAAGGGCGAUUGCUGAAAUGAUACAUGAUCUUUCCCAAACUGCACAAUUUAUCACGACAACAUUCCGUGCUGAAUUGUUAGAACAUGCCGAAAAAUUUUAUGGUGUUCGUGUACGUGAUAAGGUGUCUUAUAUUGAUGAGGUGAAGUUUUUUUUUAGUUGA
Meloidogyne enterolobii is the source of this 3932-nucleotide messenger RNA. NCBI's taxonomy places the organism in Eukaryota, Metazoa, Nematoda, Chromadorea, Rhabditida, Meloidogynidae. The record is from the annotation of a GenBank genome assembly.